Messenger RNA from Cuscuta campestris, 886 nucleotides. The record is from the annotation of a GenBank genome assembly. Lineage: Eukaryota; Viridiplantae; Streptophyta; Magnoliopsida; Solanales; Convolvulaceae.
ACAUCGAAUUAUAAUCAAAACCCUAAAAUCCCUUGGAGUACGAAGGCACUCGAAGUCCUUCCGCGUUACGUUCUCACGUAUCAAAGAUGCAUAAGCCUUAUUUCAUUCAAAGUUAGGUGGAGGUGAAGGUGGCGAUUCCCAAGAGCUUCAUACAUCCUUCUUACAAUGGUCAGCAAAAACAUAUUCAUGAAAUUGGUGAGAGCUCAAACAAUGAUUCAUGCCAAGAUACCAAGAUUUUUGUAGGCGGCAUACCAAUGGACCUCACAAACGAGGAACUCAAAGCGUACUUUGAGAACUAUGGUACAGUUACCGACACGGAUAUUCAUCCCACAAGAGGGUUCGGGUUUGUCACCUUUGACUCAAACGAAGGUGUACGAAAUUCAUUGGAAAACCGCGUCCACUAUUUGAAGAAUAAACGCGUGGAGGCGAAGGUUGCUGAGCCGAGGACUGGAAGCUUUCAAUCCUUUCAUUAUUGUGGCUUGGCUCAGGCUCGUGUUCCGUAUUACUAUGGCAACCUAAUAAAGCCUAACGCGUUUGGUUAUAGUACAUACCUCCCGAUGUGUCACUGUCUCUCAACGCGUUAUCAAAGUCUGAGACCUCUUAGUGAUUUUAGAAAGAAUUUGUCGGGGAGUGUCAAACUGCUGCUUCAUCUGGAUGAAGUCGAAGAAGGAAAUGUGGGCCAUGACACGAAGAGCGACGACAAGGAAGCACCAUAUAUCGAGGAGGAUGCAUGUAGAUUGGGAGUGGAAAAGCUAAUAAGUAUUGAGGAAUUUGACAAAGCUAGUUAAGUGAGUUUCUUUAUGUUGCAAAUGCAAAUAUAAACUUGGUGAGUGAGUAUUGUAUGCACUAAUACUAACAACGCUAUUAAGAAACUGAGUAAAUUCCA